AAGGGGGAGGCUAUGCCAGGCGACCGGUGGCGUCUUUGCCGAGGGGGUCCCGGGUUGGCCGAACCGAAUUGCUGCUGGCCCGGCCCGGCGGGAGCGCGCGCCAGGAGAGAGAAAGAGUGAGUCCGCGCCAGGUGCGUCCGCGCGUGGGCUGAGAGUCGAGGAGGGAGUGCGCAGGUUGAAGGCGCCAGAUCUGCUGCAGCAAAUACUUGAAGCAUAUCAAUUGUAUAUCUGAAUCUGCAGUAUCUGGAUGAUACUUUUUAUAGGAUAGAUGGCAUUCCUGAUCAACUUGUGCUAGUGGCAAAUGCCAUUUUCAUGAACAGCAUUCUAUAUCAGCCUCAUGGAAUUAACCUAGAGAGAAUUGUAUGCUCUUCUGUUACUGGCUCUAAAACAAGAUUUCACCAAGUACUGCCUUGUUGCUUUUAGUAAAUGCUGGUUGAGAAAUAUUUAUCUGAUUCCCUCUCUUUACCUUUCACUAUGGCAGAGAUGAACACAGAAGCAGAACAGCAGCUUCUCCAUAAUGCCAGAAAUGGAAAAAGUGAAGAAGUCCGACAACUUUUAGAAACCAUAAACAAAGGAGAGAUUACCUGUAACAUCAACUGCAAAGGCACAAGCAAGUCAAAUCUGGGCUGGACACCGCUCCACCUCGCAUGCUAUUUUGGGCACACCGGUGUUGUUGAAGAUUUGCUAAAGGCUGGUGCUGAUGUAAAUGUGUUAAAUGACAUGGGAGACACUCCAUUGCAUCGUGCAGCCUUCACAGGGCGCAAGGAGGUUGUUAGGCUCCUUUUGGAAUACGAUGCAGACAGUUCCAUUGUUAACGGGAAUGGGCAAACUGCGAAAGAUGUUACAUAUGAUAAAGAAAUUAGAGAGAUGCUGGAAGCUGUGGAAAGAACUCAAGAGAGGAAACUUGAAGAACUCCUCCUAGGGGCUGCACGAGAAGGAGACACUGGAAAACUCACAGCACUGUUAAACAGAUCAAAUCCUCCUGACAUCAACUGUACUGACCAGAUGGGAAAUACACCGUUACAUUGUGCAGCAUAUCGCGCCCACAAGCACUGUGCUUUGAAGCUCCUGAAAGGUGGAGCAGACGCUAAUCUAAAGAACAAAAGUGGUCAAACGCCAAUGGCUUUAGCCCAGGGUGCAGAAAUGAAGCAGAUACUUGGAGGGGGCAUUGGGAAGGGGAUCAACAAACCUCUGAAACGAUGUGAAGGACUACUCUGGAAGAGUUCAAGAUUUUUUGGAUGGAAGCCAUAUUGGGUCGUGUUGGAACAUGGAGUCCUUUCCUGGUACCAGAAACAGGCUGAUGUUGGAAAUAUUAACCGCCGCCAAGGAUGCAAGCAUCUAACACAAGCUGUUUGCACAGUAAAAGGUGCAGAUGGCUGUCUCUUCUCUGUCAGGUGUUUUGACAAUACAGUUCACAGUUUUAAAGUGCCCAAGACCAGUCAGCAGCAAUCAAGGGAGAACUGGGUACAAGCAAUAGAAGACCAUUCAGCGUACAGCACACAUUACUGUACUCAAGAACAACUAAGUGAUGAGGAGGAAGAGGCAGAGGAUGUAAUAUCAGUUUCUGAGUUACAAGACUCACUAAAAACCGCACAGUCAUGUCAACAAAGACUAGAUAAAGAGAUUUCUACCUUCCUCACCAUGAUUAAAUCAUGUGAUACAACUCAAGGAGUACCAACUUUAUUUCUCAAGAAAGCUGAAGAAGUCUCUGAAACUUCAAGAGAAACUUGUGAAGCUCUCACCAAUUGUCUCAAACUUUUCACAAAACAAGAUGGGGUGAGGAAUCUGAAACUGGAGCAUGAGCAAGAGAAAAACAAGAUCUUAUCUGAAGCUCUAGAAACACUAGCCACUGAACAUCAUGAAUUAGAGCAGUCACUAGUCAAAGGGUCAUCACCUUUGAGCAUCCUUAGCGAGGAACAGUUCUAUGAUGCCGUUUCAGAUUCAGAAUCUGAAAGAUCACUGAGUGGCUUUGAAACUGUGGCAACAUAUUCAUUAGAAGAUAGCAUGGAUUCUGGUGAUACUAUAACAUCUGAUGUGUCUGAAGAAAAACCCUGCAAAAGCGGAGAAAGGCUAUCCAAUGGCAUCAAAAAACACAGGACAAGCUUGCCUUCUCCAAUGUUUUCCAGAAAUGAUUUUAGUAUUUGGAGCAUCUUAAGAAAGUGCAUUGGAAUGGAGCUGUCAAAGAUUACUAUGCCGGUAAUUUUUAAUGAGCCACUGAGUUUCCUACAACGACUGACAGAAUAUAUGGAACAUACCUAUCUAAUUCAUAAAGCCAGCUUACUUUCUGACCCUGUUGAAAGAAUGCAGUGUGUAGCAGCAUUUGCUGUUUCAGCCGUUGCCUCUCAGUGGGAAAGAACAGGAAAACCAUUCAACCCAUUACUUGGAGAGACAUAUGAACUGGUCAGGGAGGACCUUGGAUUCAGACUCAUUUCGGAACAAGUUAGUCAUCACCCACCAGUCAGUGCUUUUUAUGCAGAAGGACUGAAUAAUGACUUUGUGUUUCACGGCUCCAUUUAUCCUAAACUCAAAUUCUGGGGGAAAAGUGUUGAAGCAGAACCUAAGGGAAUAAUAACUCUAGAACUGCUUGAACAUAAUGAAGCAUACACAUGGACAAAUCCUACGUGCUGUGUGCAUAAUAUUAUUGUGGGCAAGCUUUGGAUUGAGCAGUAUGGAAAUAUGGAAAUAACUAAUCACAAUACAGGUGACAAAUGUAUGUUAAAUUUCAAGCCUUGUGGCCUUUUCGGAAAAGAAUUACAUAAAGUUGAAGGCUACAUUCAAGACAAAAACAAAAAGAAAAUUUGUGCCCUCUAUGGAAAAUGGACGGAGUGUUUGUACAGCGUGGAUGUUGCUGUGUUUGAAGCUUUCAAAAAAAAUGACAAGAAAAACACAGAAGAGAAGAAAAACAGUAAACAGGCCACCGGUUCUGAUGAACCAGAUGAGAUGCCUUUGCCAGAUUCUGAAAGUGUGUAUAUUAUUCCUGGAAGUUUGUUAUUAUGGAGAAUAGUCCCAAGGCCUUCAAACUCGACCCAGAUGUACAAUUUCACGAGUUUUGCAAUGGCUUUGAAUGAACUGGAUGAAGAAAUGGAAAGUGUUAUUCCUAAAACUGAUUGCAGAUUAAGGCCAGAUAUAAGAGCUAUGGAAAAUGGUGAAAUAGAUGUUGCCAGUGAAGAAAAAAAAAGGCUUGAGGAAAAACAAAGAGCAGCUCGUAAAAGCAGGUCUAAAUCCGAUGAAGAGUGGAAGACAAGGUGGUUCCAUCAAGGUCCUAAUCCCUACAUUGGAGGACAAGACUGGAUUUAUUCUGGGAACUACUGGGACAGAAACUACUUUAGCUUACCUGAUAUUUAUUAAAAUGCAUUGGAAAUGCAAGGCUAACACAAAUAUGUCUUAAAUCAGUUUUGUGUUUUCCUUUGUUGCUAUCCUCUUAGAAAAACAACUGACACAUUUUAAUUGAAUGUACUAUUAUGCAGCUUCUGCAGCAAUUAUGGUGGGACAAGUGCGUUGUGAGGAAGCAGUUGUUCUUGCCAUGGUCCCCACAUUGCACUAUGCAUACAAACUGAUCUGAUACAGGUGCUGUAUUUUGGAGAAAGAGUGUUACCUAUAUUUGCUGAAGAAAACAAUAUAACUAAUGACCUGUUCUGGAUCAACAUGGAAAACAGAAGAUCUUUAGGUUUUCUGUCUCUCUUUGGUCAGUGAUAGCUUUGCUGGCAUAAUGGAAACUUAAGACCUCAUACAAGACAGAAAUAUCAAAAGCACAUUUGUGAAAUGCAAUACUACUGUGGCUUGAAGCCAGGAAAGGGCAUGCCACUCUUAGGAAGACCUACUCAACUUUCUGAAAGUGAUGUUCCAUUACUUCAUAAAACACUAGGUUAUGGAUAGCAGGUACAAGCUAAGUUACUAUCACAGUAACUCUGUACCCGUCUGCUCCUCCCAUUCAUGUCCUCCCCAGACAUUAAGUAGGAUUACUAGGUAACAAUACAUAGCAGUGUCUAUUCCAUGUUUAGUGCAGUGUUCUGAAUUUUCUCGUUCAUGUUUUAUUACCGUGUGCUCAUAUCUUUAAGGAAUUAAGAGCCAUUUAAAUAUUUGAAAAUUUAAUUUGAACCAAGAUGAAGUAUUUUUUUAAAUGCACUAAGAGGUGCUCAGCACUAUCAGAAAUCUAGGGGGGAACGGUCCUCGGAAAAAUGAUGGGAUACUUCAGAUGCAUCUGGGUGUUUUCUAUCAGCAGCAACCUCCUGAAGGAACUUGUGUGCAUUUCAAAGCCAGUAAGAUAGCUCUGAGACUAUUGUACACAGCCGAUUUGCCCCUUUGUUUGGGGUGCAUUAAAAUUUACGGAUUAUAUAUUUGUAUAAAAUGAAGUACGUAAAUUUCAAAGGGGCCAGCUGUUCUUGUAUAAUUUAAUUGUUUGAAAGGAUAGUGUUAACUGAACUAUUUAAUUGCUAUUAAAUAAAGGCUUUAAACUGC
This is a messenger RNA of Pogona vitticeps (central bearded dragon), 4458 nucleotides long. The record is from RefSeq and is a predicted model, not a curated record. Lineage: Eukaryota; Metazoa; Chordata; Lepidosauria; Squamata; Agamidae.